CAUCGGGUCGUAUGCAUAUAAACCGUCGUGUCAUUAAGUGCCGUGUCCAGUGCACAUUUUAUUUAUUUGUAAAAUUCAAUUAAAAAAUAUAAUUUAUAUUAAUGGAACGUUUCACAAACAUUGGUCGGUUGAUUUUCAUCGAGUGAGAACACAGAGCAAGAUUUUCCCUCCCGUUCAUGUUCCAUACUCCCAUCAAUAAUAAUUUUAUAUUUUCUCUUGUAUAUGGGAUUUUACAGUUUUAUUUUCGGAAAAAUAUUGUUGAACGAUUUAACGAUCUGUUUACACAGUGCUAAAAACAUAAAUUUUGUCUAUAAAACAUCAAAUAACGGCUUUUUGAAUCAUAUAGAUGUGAAAUAAGUAUAAUUUGUGUGAACGAAUUACCAGGCAGUUCACGUCUGCAGUAUAUCAUCGCCAAACAUUCAGCGUCGAAGAAAUGUAAUUUAAAAGGCAAAAAAAAAAUUGAAAAUUGGUUCAUUAGACGAACAAAAUAUAAUUAAGUGUAAAGUGUGGUGAUUCAUUCGGAAUAUCUGGUGCAAUGGCCAAACGUGUGAGUGAAGAGUUAAAUGUUCUACCACAACCACUGGAUCCUGUUGCGUCACGGGAGGAAAGACGAGCCACUGGGCGUAUGGUUGCAUUAAUGGUCGCAUUCAUAUUAAUUUUGUCCGUACUCUAUCAAGCUUGGAUCAGAAAAAUUCCUGUACUAGCCGGCGUAACAAUACCAGCGUUGAUUAUGAUUUUAUACGGCGGAUGGGUUCUAUUUCUAGCCAAAAAAGACAAACAACGCAGAAUCAUUGCAGAAAAUAAUUUGCGUGCCAGUCGUGCGGAUAGUAUAGCAUUAUCGGAAAUUGCUGCCUUAUCAGUGAAAAGUGCAACUACAAGCGUCACGCUGGAUGAGGUGGAAGGUUCGAAGAAAGUAAAAUCGAAAUCAUCUAAGACCAGAACGGAAAAUCAAAAUGUGGACAAAAGAACAAAAUUGGAGAAGGCACCGAUACCGCAAAUAGCUGUGAGCGCAUUUGACAGUGACGGAAAACUAGCGAGGAGUUUUUCGACUUACAAUUAAGUUACGAGAUACUGAGAACGGUAUCGAGUCAUAGUUUC
Bradysia coprophila is the source of this 1098-nucleotide messenger RNA. RefSeq lists its product as uncharacterized. Lineage: Eukaryota; Metazoa; Arthropoda; Insecta; Diptera; Sciaridae. The record is from RefSeq and is a predicted model, not a curated record.